Molecule: messenger RNA, 1059 nt
Organism: Periconia digitata
Lineage: Eukaryota; Fungi; Ascomycota; Dothideomycetes; Pleosporales; Periconiaceae
Source: the annotation of a GenBank genome assembly
CUGUACUUGGUACCUGGAGUACCGGCCUGCAUACUACGGAUUACUACCCAGGUACACAAAUUGUUACUACCUCUUCUUCCGCCUGUCCUCCUUCUCUUCCUUCUUCCCCUCUUCACCCCUCCUCCAUCGGCCUUUUUCGUCCCAUUCAUCAUGGCGACCGAACCGAAACCUCUUCCUUUCGUCUACCAAUUCGCCGCGGGGGCCGUUGCGGGCGUGUCUGAAAUAUUGAUCAUGUAUCCAUUAGAUGUUGUCAAGACCCGAGUACAAUUGCAGACAGGGAAGGGCACGUCCGAGGAAUCAUACAAUGGCAUGGUAGAUUGCUUCAAGAAGAUUAUCAAAAAUGAAGGUGCUUCCAGAUUGUACCGCGGCAUCUCCGCGCCCAUCCUUAUGGAGGCUCCCAAGAGGGCUACAAAGUUCGCCGCCAACGACUCCUGGGGCGCUUUUUACCGCGAUCUCUUCGGCCAAGCCAAGAUGAACCAAUCGCUUUCCAUCUUGACAGGCGCAACCGCUGGUGCCACCGAAUCUUUUGUUGUCGUGCCUUUCGAACUCAUCAAGAUUAGACUUCAAGACCGCGCCCAAGCCCACAAGUACAAUGGUAUGGUGGAUUGUUUCACCAAGAUUGUGAAAAACGAGGGUCCUUUGACUCUCUACCAGGGACUUGAGUCAACCAUGUGGCGACACAUUCUUUGGAAUGCUGGAUAUUUUGGUUGUAUUUUCCAAGUCAGAGCGCUCCUGCCCAAGGCUAGCGACAAGAAAGGUCAGAUCACCAACGAUUUGAUAUCCGGCGCCAUUGGUGGCACUGUUGGAACUAUCUUGAAUACGCCGCUGGAUGUGGUCAAAUCCCGCAUUCAGAACUCCCCCAAGAUUGCCGGAACCGUUCCCAAAUACAAUUGGGCCUUCCCUGCGGUAGGAACUGUGAUGCGCGAAGAAGGGUUCUCCGCCUUGUACAAAGGUUUCCUACCCAAGGUACUCAGGCUCGGCCCCGGCGGAGGUAUCCUACUUGUCGUCUUCACGGGUGUCAUGGACUUCUUCCGGCAAAUGCGCGGUGAAGCUGUCUAG